Molecule: messenger RNA, 3513 nt
Organism: Gossypium arboreum
Lineage: Eukaryota; Viridiplantae; Streptophyta; Magnoliopsida; Malvales; Malvaceae
Exons: 8
Coding region: 754-3282 (842 amino acids)
Source: RefSeq, a predicted model, not a curated record
UUGCCGUUAACGCCACAACAAUUUAAAUUCCGUCAUCGCCCUUCAACACCCUUUAUUUUGAAAUUUCAACUCAACAAGUGAAAAGGAAGGCAGAAUUCCAAAUCGCGAAAGCACGCGGCGGCUGCGUUUUCUGCACUUCCCGUUAAAUCCAAGAUUUGGGUAGUUUAACAGUUAAACGCGGGUGAAAAGGACUGAUCCAUGCGUCAAGCUCUUAUUGGUUUUUUGUUCCCCGAUUCUAAGACGUUGGUGUUACGGCUAGAUUUAAUCGGCACCCCCACAACACAUCAACCGUAAAAAAGUUAAAAACAAUAAAAAGAAUUAAAUACUAAUAAAUUAAAAAAUGACGUGUCCCCUGUUUUUCAUUUAUUAUUCAUAAAAUCUGUUCUUCUCCCACUCUCUUCUUCAAUUCAGUUCUUUCUCUUCACAAAUUUCCUCUCCCUUUAGGUUUCCUUUCCUUUGCUUCCAAAUCAAACAGCUGAGGCCUCUUAGAGUUUUUGAUUGGAGAUCUCAUACGUGUUUUAUUACAGCCCCUGUUUGUAUGCUCUGAAGAUUGAUAGUGAUGAUGAUGGUGACAGUAUUGGCAGUGCUGAUGCUGAUAAAUGAGGAUGAUGAAGAGAUUUACUAGUUUUAGGUGUUGAUUGAUUUUCUGAAAGGGGAUUGACUGCUAUAUGGUUUUCUUUUUUUUGGUAAGCACAGUUUUGCAUUUGAAGCAGAUGGGUUGAAAGGGUUUGAUAGUUUAGAUUUCAGAGUAAUAUGGCUAUUGCUGGUCUACACAACGUUUCUGUGCUUGAAAAUUCUUUCCUAAGGGAGUCUCAGUCUCAAGCAUCAAGAAGGCGGGGAAAUGGUAGUACCCGGCCAUCCUCACUCCUGCAGAUGUGGCGGGAGUUUGAGGAUGAGCAUGUGGUGAGUCAUGCACAAGAGAGAACCAAUGAAAGAAUGCUCCAACAGAGGAGUAAUGACCUUCCCAUGACUGAUCUUUCUGAUAGUCGACGUAGUGAACAUAGUGGUGUUUCAGAGGAUGUGAGUGUGAGUGUGAGUGAGAAUGAGUUUGUACAAUGGUUACCAGAUCGAUUUGGAUUGCAGAAUGGGAGUGAGGAUUCAAGUAAUUUUGAUUGUGAACAUUCAUCUGAUUUGGGGGAAGUUGAAAGGGAAAGGGUAAGACAAAUAUUUCAGGAGUGGAUGAACAGUGGUGGAAGGGGAUGUACUUCAAAUGUUUCAGGUAGAAACAAUAGUUCAAGGGCCCAGUGGCUGGGUGAAACUGAGCAGGAGAGAGUCAGAAUUAUAAGGGAGUGGGUGCAAAUGAAUAGCCAGCAGAGAGGUUCUCUUACGGACAGUAGAGAAGAGCAAGCUGCUGAUGCUGGUGGUCAAAUAGAACGACUUCUUGAUGGUUUGGUGGUUAACCAGAAUGCAGGCCGGACCGAGCAUGUGCAUAGGGGCAUUCGAAAAUUAUGUGGCCGACAGGCCCUGCUUGAUAUGCUUAAAAAAGCUGAGAGAGAGAGGCAAACAGAACUUCAGAGGUUGUUGGAGCAUCGGGCUGUAUCAAAUUUUGCCCAUCGCAACCGAAUUCAGUCUUUAUUAAGGGGUAGAUUCUUGAGAAAUGACAGAAUGGUUGAAGGUGACAGAUCUAUUUCUAUUGCAGCCAGUGAAUUGGGCUUAUUAAGACAAAAACAGACUGUAUCUGGUCUAAGGGAAGGUUUUUUAUCCCGACUGGAUAAUUCGUGUUCUGGUCCUGCUAGCAGUAAUCGUUCAGAUAGACCAUCUAACGCUGACAGUGAUGGGAAUAGAAGUGAAGAAAACCGAGUAAAUAAUACACAUGAUGCAAUAGAUGGAUUAAAUGACCGAUCUGAAUAUGAGAAUGAGGAAACUGAUAAUGGGAGGUGUGUGAUUGGUACAGCUGAUUUAGAGGUUGAAACUGAAGUAAGUCAGCAAGCAACUUCUGCUUGUUUAGAAGAUCAGCAGGAACAAGUUUUUGAGAGUGUAUUCAGUAUCUGGCAGGGGUCGGCCAGUGUUGAGUCUAAUGAAAGCAGAUAUGAUAUUGGACAAGUCUUUGAUGGGCCCAGGGAAGAAAGUCUUGCUGAUGAGUCGUCCCUUGAAACUUUGCAGAAUGAAGCUGGAGGACAAAGUUGUCUACAAGAAUCUGGUGAAGUAUCUUAUGAACGUUCUUUCCAAGAUGGUGAGAGAAGUAGGACCUCUUGGUUAACGAAUAUUGUACAAAAUGUAGAAAGGGUUCCUGUUGAUCAUAUUGAUGGCCAAGAACCUGCUUCUCAAGCUGAACAAUGGCAGGAAGAGGAUCAGGAAACUGAGGAUGCAGACUGGCAGGAAGCUAGUGUGGACCAUAACGAGUUGAUGGAUGGUCGUAAUGAAGAAGCCUCUGACAUGAAUCAUGAGGACGGUGAGAGUGAAAAUGGAGGUUAUGAUGAUAUGCAAGAAGCUCCUGAUGCACAACGUGAGGAUGGUGGCUUGCACGACACUAGACAAAAUUGGUUUGAAGGGUCUUACAAUCUACAAGCUGCCACCAUUGGAAGAACAGACACAUUUUAUCUUCCUGAUGAUGACAACUUACACAAUACUGAACUGAGGGAACUCUUAAGCAGGAGAAGUGUGUCUACCCUUCUUCGUAGUGGUUUUCGUGAGAGCCUUGACCAAUUGAUACAAUCAUACGUGGAAAGGCAAAAUCAUGCAUCUAUUGACUGGGAUCUGAAUGAAGCAGCUCCUACUCCUGAAUCCCUUGAACAAGAUAUAGAACAGCAAAGCAGGGAUCAGAAUGAGGGUCAGAGUUCUCCAAUUGCUCCUCCUUCACCCAGGAUGCCAUCUACGCAGCCACUCUGGGACCAGGAUUCUCACAUCUAUAAUUGGCAACCACAUGAUGGGCAUCAGCGCUUUGCCAUCGAGUGGGAGAUAAUUAACGAUUUGAGGGUCGACAUGACAAGACUGCAGCAAAGAAUGAAUAACAUGCAGAGGAUGCUGGAGGCCUGCAUGGAUAUGCAACUUGAGUUACAGAGGUCAAUAAGACAAGAGGUUUCUGCUGCCCUGAACCGGUCAGCUGGUUCACAAGGUAUGAUUGAUGAUGACUUGCCUAAGGAUGCAUCAUCUAACUGGGAUAAUGUUCGGAAAGGAAUUUGCUGUAUAUGCUGCGAAAGCAAUAUCGAUUCAUUACUAUACAGAUGUGGACACAUGUGCACAUGCUCAAACUGCGCCACUGAGUUGGCUCAUGGUGGAGGGAAGUGUCCGAUGUGUCAUGCACCAGUAGUUGAGGUCAUCCGUGCUUACUCAAUCCAUUAAUAAAAGUGAAAGAAGAAAAGAAUCUGGAUCAACAAUUAUAGAAUCUUUCAUCCUCGCCAUCUCCAGGUAUCUUCUUUUUUUUACCCUAUUCUUGAAUUUCCCCCCAGUGAUUUGACGAUGUACAGUACAUAAACUAUGUGUAUGAUUGAGAACAAAACAUGCCAUCUUUGAUUCGUGUGAUGAAUAUUUCUGGUUAUAAGAUUUAGAUAACCGAUUCUGCGCUCCAGAAAA